Nicotiana attenuata is the source of this 471-nucleotide messenger RNA. RefSeq lists its product as uncharacterized. Lineage: Eukaryota; Viridiplantae; Streptophyta; Magnoliopsida; Solanales; Solanaceae. The coding region runs from base 1 to 471 and encodes 156 amino acids. The transcript has a single exon. The record is from RefSeq and is a predicted model, not a curated record.
AUGGCGGAGGAAAAUCCUUUUGCUGCAAAUAAAAUUGUUGUUGAUAGUUCACAUUCUCUCUAUUUGAGUCCCUUGGAUAACCCUGGGACAAAUUUGGUAUCCACGCUAUUUGACGGAACUGGGUAUGCAGAUUGGCGUAAAUCGAUGUUGAUUUCCCUAUCAGCCAAAAACAAAUUAGGACUGAUUAAUGUCAGACUUCUCAAACCUAGAGAUGAUUCUCCAUACUUUGAGCUUUGGACUCGAUGCAAUGAUAUGGUGAUGGCUUGGUUAUUGAAUUCUUUGACAAGAGGAAUUAGGUCAAGUGUUCUUCAUUCCAAUUCUGCAAGGGAUCUUUGGAAACAACUUGAAGAUAGGUAUGGGCAAUCUGAUGUAGCUCAAUUGUUUGGCCUACAAAAGAAAUUAUUAGAAACUGUACAAGGAUCUAAUGAUAUAGCAACAUAUUUCAAUAAUAUAAAGGCAGUCUGGGAUUAA